GAUAAGCUUCCCUUUCGUCCUCUUUUGGGUACUGUUACGCCUACACGUCCAACGGCCGUGCCAGUGCCCAAAACGGCAGAACAGUGCAAAGUUGUGGCCAAAGUAGGCUGUGAAAAAAGUGUACACAAAUAAGGGAAAGGAGUGUGCAAAGUUUGUGUAGGCAAAAAAGAAAGAGGUCGUGCUCUAUUUAAAGGACGGGACGUGUUCAUGGAGCGCUGCUGAUUUGCUGCAACCACCAGGUGGAUGUACAAAAUGGCCCAUGGCAAUUUUUCUACCGAAGUCUCAGCUUAAACCAAACAUCAAACAGAUUUGCGCACGUGAAUAGCCCUACGACAAACCAUCUCCCAGCGGAGCCAAACGGGUGUACCAUUGAUUAUUGUGAUUCAUGCUUACCAGGGAACGGAAGUGAUAGAGCGAGCGAGAAAGCAAGAGCGCAUAAAUGAAGUGUAAUCAAAGCGCAAAGUAAAUGUACGAAAAGUCCAAAGGCACAGUCUUGAAGCCCACAAGUUUUGUUAUUAUUGUCGUACUACCACAACAAAUCUUGGGCCGUGCUGUGCCCUUCGUCAUCGGUUGCUGCAUUGCGUCGUUCUAACCACUAUCAGUGGAUACAAAUUGCAGCGAAAAAGGCUACCAACGGAAGUCACUUGGUUGUCGUGGAUUUUUUACGAUACCGUUAGCAAAACAGGUCGAUAAGUUAAAAAACACAAGACAGACAAUCGAGUACCGACGAUCCCCACAGACGUGACAAACCCCCAUCGGAAGGAUGAAAAAGUUUAUAUCGAAAUUCGAAACGAAAAAUGAACCCACCACGACGAGCAGCAGCCGCGAGACGAACAGUUUCGUCGGCAAGACGUUCAAGCUGAGCAAAGAAAAUGUGGUCACCGUGGAGGAGGUGCUGGCCGAGGGCGGCUUUGCGGUGGUGUUUCUAGUCAAGGGAGCCAAGGGCGAACGGUACGCCCUGAAGCGCCUGUACGUUAACAACGAGUACGAUCUGGGGGUGUGCAAUCGGGAAAUUAAGAUUGCCAGCAAUCUUAGCGGGCACAAAAACAUCAUCGGCUACAUCGACCACAGUAUCGUUGCGAAGGGUAACGGGGUCCACGAGAUACUGCUGCUGAUGCCGUACUGCAAGACGAAUCUACUGACGCUGAUGAACGCCCGGCUCGGGACUGGUUUCACCGAGACGGAAGUGAUGCAGAUCUUCUGCGAUGUGGCCGAAGCCGUCGCCCGAUUGCAUCAAUGCCAGACCCCGAUCAUCCAUCGGGACUUGAAGGUGGAGAACAUACUGCAGAACGACCUGGGGCACUUUGUGCUAUGUGACUUUGGAUCGGCCACGGCCCGCGUACUCAAUCCGAAUACGCACGGCCGCACGGUGGUUGAGGAGGAGAUUCAGAAGUACACCACGCUUUCCUACCGGGCACCGGAGAUGAUCGACCUGUUCAACGGGCAGGACAUCACGGUGAAGGCGGACAUCUGGGCGCUCGGAUGUCUACUGUACAAGGUGUGCUUUUUUACGCUGCCCUUCGGCGAGAGCGCGCUAGCGAUCCAGAGCUGUCAGUUUAGCAUUCCCGACGGUUCCAAGUACUCCCGAGGCGUACAUCAGCUGAUACGCUACAUGCUCGAGGCGGAUCCGGAAAAGCGGCCGAACAUUUACCAGGUCUGUGAGCUGGCGUUCGGCAUCGUGGGUCGCUCCAAUCCGGUACGCAACCUAACGAAAUGUAUCGUCCCUUCGCUCGAAUCACUCCCAGUACCACUGUUCGAGUCCGAAACGAAGCGCGUUCCUACGAUCGGCACCGGUGUGGGCCAACCAGGUGCGACACCGAAAGCAAUCAAACCUGCUGGUCAGCUUCCGCUUGAAGGUGGCACCAGCGUUGCGCCGCGCCAACGACCGAAAGCCUCGCAGGCAGCAACCCCAAAUCCGGUCGGUGUUGUCAGCAGUUUCUCCCUUGGCCUUCCCCCCAACCCAUCGCCCAAGAAUAUUCUUUCCUCCCCAACACCCGGUGUUGUACCAGCACCAACCGCAGGUCACGCAGCAGCACCCGCUGGAUCGGAUGCACCGGAAGUAUUCGUAGCAAAGUUUGCGGCCAACUUUCCUCCUCCUGCCGUGGGAAGGGGCGCUGAGCUUUCCACACCGGAUGCAGCUCCCACGGCCGUCCAACAGCCUGCCCAACAGCCGGUCGCCGUAGCCGCCCUGUUUCAGACAACCUAUCCCGAUCCGUUCCGAGAGGCAGAUUUCGGCUCCACCGGCGAGAAGAACUCAUCAUCCUCGUCAUUAACGUUGGUUCAAUCGCCUAGUCACGCUCCGUCCAGUCACGCGACCAUCCCGGCCACUACCGGUGGUUCGAACUCAUCCUCCAACAGUGGAGGGGCGACGGGCGGACCGAUAUUGGCACCACCGAAACUAGCAGCAGCCACCGGCCACCGGCGAAAUGUGAGUGAUACCUCUGCCUUCAACAAAGCAUUCGCCACGGAAACCUCACAGUUCCUAGCACCGUAUGAGCAAUCGACUUACAACAACGAAAACCAACCCGACGGAGCGCCCCCGGUAACGCUCGGUUCCAACGGCUCGCUGCACAAGCAACACCAACAGCAGCAGUAUUCAUCGAUUUCGGGAGUGGGGGCAUCGGUCUUCGAAACACGUUCCGCCAGCCUUGCUGCCAGCUCCAACCCCCAGCUACACCAUCAGCAACCGGCGCAGCACCGAUCGACGUCUUCGGGGGGCUCGAACUGGAACCCUUUCGGCGAUCCGACGCCCUUCGCCCAAAUGACCGAGGAUCAUAUCUUUGGCGAGGAGUUUGACAAAAUACGUCAGCAGGGCAGCCAGGGAAGUCUGCAGACGCCACCGCUCGAGGUGGUACCACGUCACUCGUCGCUUCCGCUCAUCCAGGGCACGAUGUUACCGGGCGGACGAUCGCUUUCCUCUGCCACAGCGCAGGCACCGGCGGCUCAGUUCUCACCGGAAAACAUCCCCGACGAGCUGGAGGACCCGUUUAGCUCCGCACCGUUCUCCCUGCCGGUGAAAGGCAAAUCGUUCAAGCUGUCCUCGCGCAAAGUGAUCGUUAUCGAUGGAGGUUUCAGUACGCAGCUGGUCGAGCACGUUGGCUCUAAGAUAGACAAGGAUCCGCUCUGGGUGUCGCGCUACAACGCCACUAAUCCGGCCGCCGUGCUCGAGGCGCACCUGGACUACCUGAAGGCGGGCGCGGAUUGCAUCCUCACCAACACCUACCAGGCAUCGAUCGAGGGCUACAUGGACUAUCUCGAUCUCAACGAGGACGAGUCGAUCAAGCUGAUCAAGGCGAGCGUGGAACUGGCAAGGCGCGCCCGCACCCGGUACCUCGCCGAAAAGCUGGAGAACAAAUCUCACAAAAUCCCCUGGGUGGUGGGAUCGAUCGGACCGUACGGGGCGCAUCUACACGAUGGAUCCGAGUACACCGGCUCGUACGCCGACCAGGUGCCGUCGAACCGGCUACAGAAGUGGCAUCGCCCACGGAUCAAUGCGAUCGUCGAGGCGGGUGUGGACGCGCUAGCGAUCGAAACCAUUCCGUGUCGCAUGGAGGCCGAAGCUCUGCUCGAGCUGCUGACGGCCGAGCAUCCGACGGUGCGCUUCUGGAUCUCGUUCCAGUGCCGCGACGGCGCGACCAUAGCACAUGGGGAGAACUUUGCGGAAACGGCAAUCGCACUGUGGAACCGGGCAAAGGAACUGGCCAACCCGAACCUGCUGGCGAUCGGCGUGAACUGUGUCCACCCGCAGUUCGCGUUGCCCUUGUUGCAGUCCGUUACCGAGCGACGUGGGGCGACGACGACGACACCGACGGACAGCGAGCGCAUACCGUUGAUCGUUUAUCCCAAUUCCGGCGAACAGUGGGAUGCCAGUGCUGGGUGUUGGCGUGGUGCCGAAAAUCUCACCCCCCUGGAAACGUACAUUCCACAGUGGGUUGAGCUGGGCGCUAAAUUUAUUGGUGGCUGCUGCCGGACGAAUGCGCGUGACAUCAAGCGGAUGAAGAAAACCGUGAUCGGCCUGUACGGAAGUCGCGGAAGUGAUAACUAGGGAGAAGGACCACACAUACAUACACCCUCUAACUCUCUCACACACACUUAACGCCCGUUUAAACCCUCGUGAAUCCCCGUGAAACCCGGCUACGCUCAAUCGGAAGCUGUGAUUAAGUUCUCUUGAAAGGUUUGGUAGUCGAAAUGAACCCAUGUACCAUAAAGCAAUCAUCAGCGCCAAGGGGAACGAUUACCGUUCCCGUCGCUUUCGUCCGCUCCUUUCGUGUGGGGCCUUGAGAAGGAAGUGUUCGGAGUAAAUCAAUAUUAUUUCUGUCAGCCGAUCGAUGACUGGUCGAUUUGCUGCGACGCCGGUAUCUACGAGCGUAAAAGGUCCAUUAUCAUUUAUCAAUGACGUGCGCUUAAGACGCGCGUUCAUCGCAUGAUUGGGCCACUGCAAUCCGUGUGCCCUCCCGAAGUCAAAGGCACCCGAACACCCCGACAAUAUUGCGCAAUAUAAUGUGUUGGCAAGCGGAAAAUCCCUGCGUUGCAGCUUUCGAAUUGGACCGAGCGUCCAAGAACGACGAAACAACUGCAAAAAAAAAUCGUGGGAUCCUAUGGGACGAGAAAAAGCGCGAGAGUAUAAAUAGAAGGUAAAGUGGGUUUCGGCCAACGGGCGUGCACUCGCUCGUAGCGAAUGUAUUAUUAUUAUUUUGUGGUACACACAACAGCCGGUACCCCUGUAGGAUGAAAUUUUAUUCAAUUAAAUUUCUUUGUUAUGUUACAAUACUGUGUUUUUCGGAUUCUAGUCUCGCCUUAGUUUUCCAAUUGAUACGUAAAUUAUAAACCCAACUGUCGAUGCAGCAAGCAAUCUUGCACUCCGGAGGCACACGAAGGAAGGUAGAGGAUAAAACAAAGAUUAGUAGAAACAGUUCGGUUUAGCAUUUGAACGCAAGAUGUUUAUAUUUUUGUAAGCGCUAGAAUGAUUCAAAACCGAUCAAACUCCUCCCCCGCGUGGGAAGGUUAGAAAAGUUAGACAUCUUCAUGGAUUCGUAAGGAAAGAAGAGGAUAUUGUUUUCCAGUCAUUAUGAUUUGUUUGCAUAGCAAUAUAUACAUAAAGAAAACAUGAUGUGGUUAUUUUACCAUUAGGUGAAUUG
Messenger RNA from Anopheles coustani, 5138 nucleotides. RefSeq names its product AP2-associated protein kinase 1. The transcript is spliced from 2 exons. Gene Ontology annotation, biological process: protein phosphorylation. The record is from RefSeq and is a predicted model, not a curated record. Bases 764 to 4045 code for a protein of 1093 amino acids. Lineage: Eukaryota; Metazoa; Arthropoda; Insecta; Diptera; Culicidae. Gene Ontology annotation, molecular function: ATP binding; protein kinase activity.